Messenger RNA from Rhea pennata, 628 nucleotides. It is a transcript of the gene EME2, whose product is annotated as essential meiotic structure-specific endonuclease subunit 2. NCBI's taxonomy places the organism in Eukaryota, Metazoa, Chordata, Aves, Rheiformes, Rheidae. Gene Ontology annotation, biological process: resolution of meiotic recombination intermediates; replication fork processing; double-strand break repair. Gene Ontology annotation, cellular component: Holliday junction resolvase complex; nucleus. The record is from RefSeq and is a predicted model, not a curated record. Gene Ontology annotation, molecular function: crossover junction DNA endonuclease activity.
AUGGCGACGGGCGCGGCCUGGCGCCUCGGCGAGCGCUUUCGGGCACUGGUGGUGCUCCAGCUGUGGGGUAAUGUUGAAGUACUACUCUUAGACAUGUGGCAGAGAUCUGGCCAGCAUGUCCUGCUGACUACAGCAAUAGCAAAAUAUCCAUACAAACAAGUUGAGACUGAGGCAUUGCCCUUCUGUGCUGCUGAGGCCUGGGCCAGUGGGGUGUGAGUGGAGAAGGACAGCACAGGACUCUGGCAAGUGUGGAAGAGACAAAUCCAGCAGUUUAAUAGAGUCAGCCCUGCAAUGGCAGCAGCUAUAGCAGAAGUGUAUCCGUUUCUGGGGCUCCUGUUACAACUCCUGAGUGACACCUGGAUUAAAUCAGGCAUCAGCCAGAGAGCCCACCGUAUUGGACUAGACUUACCCUGCCGUAGCUCGCUCUCCACCAACCCCGACCUUUUCCUGGACCUGAUUGUGGAGUGUGACUGUGGUCCGUGCUGGUCAGCCUCGCUGUCUUAUCUGCCAAGACUCGGCAGUGGCUGAGCUGUUGCUGGCACAAUAGCACUGCUGGGAGCCCAGCCAGUGGAAACAGCUGAUUCUGCUUCAGAACAGAGACUUCCACAUUAAUAAAUGUCUUGUUACA